Messenger RNA from Mycotypha africana, 1944 nucleotides. Its product is annotated as fungal-specific transcription factor domain-containing protein. The annotation marks the transcript as partial. Gene Ontology annotation, molecular function: DNA binding; zinc ion binding. The record is from RefSeq and is a predicted model, not a curated record. Lineage: Eukaryota; Fungi; Mucoromycota; Mucoromycetes; Mucorales; Mycotyphaceae. The transcript has 2 exons. Gene Ontology annotation, biological process: DNA-templated transcription.
GUGGAUGAUAAUGGGCAUGUUCGCUAUUUAGGUAGGUCUUCUGGGUUUUACCUUUUAGCAGACAGUCGAACAUAUCAGAAUGGCGCAUUUCACUUUUCCGGCUAUGCCCACAAAUUGAAGAUCAACACCAAAAAAGAAAUACCCAUCGAUCCUUUUGAACUGCCACCUAAAGAUUUGUCUGAACAUCUUAUCAAUCUUUACUUCACUCACUUUUAUCCUGUCCUACCAAUGUUCUACAAAAAGAGAUUAGUAUGUUCUUUAUCACCUUUAGAGACGGUUUCACCUUUAUUGUUGAAUGCAGUUUACGCUUUGGCAUCACGGGUUUCUUCGGAUGAACGAGUCCGUUCAGAUCCUUCAUCACCUGACACAGCAGGUGACAUUUUCUUUGAGCGGGCUCGAUGUUUACUGGAUGAUUAUUAUGAUACCCCAAAAAUAUCGACAGUACAAGCUUUAUUGCUCAUGACAAGUCAUCAAAUGGGUACUAUGAAGUCGCCGCGUGCUUGGUUGUAUAGUGGAAUGGCAUUUCGAAUGGCGCAAGAUUUGGGUCUCAACCGAAAUUGUGACAAUUGGAGCAAUAUCACACCUGAAGAAAGAGAACGGAGAAAACGUGUCUUUUGGUGCUGUUACAUGGUGGACCGCAUCAUCAGCGCUAUUUAUGGACGCUCUUCCAAUUUUGAAGAAAGAGAUUGUGAUGUGCCAUUCCCCUCUGUAGAUGAUGAUGAGCCAAUUACCUGCAAAAAUGGUUCUCGACCACCUGCUAGUCUUUUGGAGUUAUUUAUACAACAUAUCAAAGUCUGUGAUAUUUUAGGUCACGUCCUAAAAAAUAUUUAUUAUGCUCGGGCCAAGCAACAUCAGCAUCACCGUCAUAGCUCAGAUACUCAUUCAAUGGAUCAUAUUUUGAGGACUUUACAUCGACAUUUGAUACAAUGGCAUAGUAAUCUACCUGCAUCACUUCAGUAUGAACUGCCGAACACUCAAAAUGGAGAAGUGGCUCCUGACCCGCCUUCUGCUAUUUGCCAACUUCAUCUCAUGUAUUAUACAACAUUGAUUUUACUUCACCGUUCCUUUAUACCGGGUCCAUCACAGAAGCAGCUACCUAUUACUCUUCCCUCAUAUAAGAUUUGCGAGUCAGCAGCCACAUCAGUACUCGACAUUGUGCAAAUUAUGCUUGCAGAAGACCAUCUCAGAUAUGUGUACAACUUUGCUGUAUUUUACGUCUUUACGGCUGGUAUUAUAUUCAUCAAAUUAGCAUCAUCUCUCGAUCCCGAUCGUGCUUUUGAUGCCAAAAUCAAUAUCAAUCGAAUAAUGAGAGCAUUGGAUGAGCUGGAAAAGUCAUGGAUGAACGCAGCCCGUUGUAGCAAUAUAUUAGGUGAAUUGGCAGGCUUACGAGAUAUUCGGUUAGAAUGCAAUAAGUAUGUACCAGAUAAGGAAACGAAACCCAGUACACCACCGCCUUUUAUCGGCGUACCUAAUUCACCAGAGCCUGUAAAAGAUGAAGAUAUUGAAGAUGAACAACUACAAAUUGCAUAUAGUGUCUCAAACGUUCAAAGACCGCCUUCUUCUUGGGUGACGGAAUCAGUGUCGCCAUCAUCAUUUUUGGGCAAUUCAUCGUCCAAUGCAGCCCUUUCCGCAACACAAAUUCCUAUAUCAUCUGUUCGUCAGUCCAUUCAAAACCACCAAAGGACUCCCUCUUCGGAUAUGUUGCCACCUCGGACUCCAGAGGUCACGUCCAAUUUUGAUUCUGGGACACCACAGUACUACGCUCCUCCAGCACAGCAAGCAGGAAUCACGCCCGCCAUGGAUCCAUUUGCUGCACCUGGAAUUAUCCCAGGACCGAAUAAUCAAUCUGAAGAAUUUGACCCUCUAGCAACAGCAUUUUGGGGUAUGCCUUCUUCACUCAAUACAGAUGAGUGGAAUACUUAUUUCGACACGCUACAACAGCAA